AACAGGCAAUGCAGCGCAACAUCUGACAUCAACCAGCGAGCAACCGUGCGGCUAGCGUAACCCAAAAUCAGGCUCAUCUUCGCCCGUCUCAACGCGAGCAGCGGGACGACGCCUUGACACAAGAUAUGAGGAGAGGGUGAAUGAGCUGACUGGUAGAAAGCUCACCUGUUUGUGCUGUGGUGGUGGUGAUGAUGGAGAACAUCGAGGAGCUCUCGCCCCUUCGCAUCACCCCUACAGUCCGUGCUCUGAGCUCCGCGCUGCGGGGGAAGCGUGAAGAUGUCCACGGUUCCAGCCGUGUAAACGGUGACAGGGUAUUCCCUGAACCGGAGAAGCUUUGGUUUAAGGAGAGCAGCGCUAAAAAUCUACGAAACAGGGACUUCUUGUCGCCGACCACGAUGCUUAACACGCUGUAUGCGGACGGACAGGUCCCUCCAGCAGUGAUGUCCAGAGUGCUGUCCCUUCGUGGUAGUGGGGUUCUCCCUGUGGCUGGUGGGGAGGUGAUGGGUGAAGGUCUAAGGGUACGGGUGGAUCGGGCUGUCACAUUCAGGGCCGUUCUGGCGGGUGGAGCUGCAGAGUACCUGAAGGCCUUGAGUCAGAGGCAGGGCUGUGUGGUGCUCAACUGCCCCGCACUGCACCCUAAGCCCAACACACCCAGUCCUGACACAAUGAGUUUAGGCCAGCUGAGGACUGUUCUUCUGGCUGACCACAUGGGGGCACUGCUGAGAAGACAGGGAUAUGCUGUGUCCUUCUGCCCAACACUUCCUGAAGACAGCGACAUCAUCAGUUUCCUCCGAGCUCUGGGAAUCGAUUGGCCGACAGCCCCGGGUAAUUGGACGAAUGAAGAGCGGGAGGAGAAGAUUCAGGACUCGCUAGAGAAGUCUCAAUACAGAGAGAGGGAAAUGGAGAGAGGCAGGAGAGCUAGCGGAGGGGGAGGGAGGAAAGCAGAGGAGGGAGAGAAUGAAGGAGCACUCAGGAUCAACCUGAAGCAAGUUUUUCAAGAGGAGGGGCUGCCGGGAUACGACCCCAGCCUUGGCACCUGCACGGUUAACAGAGACGGCGUUUCCCAAUUGGCACAACUGGACCUAUCCACAGCUGACUGCACAGUAGCCAUGGUAACAGCGUUACAUGUGACUUCCUGUCAAGAUGAGUUCCGCCAGCAGCAGAUAGCAAUGCUGUGGAGAGCCAGCGGAGCCAAACACACACAGAGGCAUCUUGUUUGUGGGCCUGUGAAGACUCCUGGUUCACACCUGACUGCUGCACAGUACUUGCAGUUGAGAAGAGGUCAGAUGAAAGAGGCCUCCGAGAUGAAGUAUGGAGAUCAAGUAGAAGGUCAGACGUGGGAGGACAUCAUCAAGGUCAUGACCUCUGCUACAGUCAGAUUCGAGCUGCUGUCGACUGUCCACACUAGUCCUGUGACGCUGGACGUCAAGAGGGAAGGCGGUGUGUCGACCAAGGGGCCCAGAGGAGGAGUGUUUGUGAUGUAUAACUGCGCCCGAUUGCACACUCUGUUCGACAGCUACGAGAGAGGAGUGGAGAAAGGUCUUUACCCAGAAAUCCCAGAGGACUCCCAGCUGGACUUCUCUGCUCUGAAAGAAGAGGGUGAAUGGCUUCUCCUGUUCAAUUACCUCAUUCCAUUCUCGGAGCUGCUUGAACAAUCGGGACAGGCUCUGGAUAGCGAAGGGGGUGGAGCCAGAGUGAACAUAAAAACUGAACAGAUCUGUAAAUUUCUCGUGUCGCUCAGUAAAGACUUUAGCUCCUACUACAACCGGGUCCACGUGCUGGGGGAGCCACUGCCUCAUCUCUUCAACCAAAUGUUUUGCCGUUUGUAUCUGCUGAGAGCAUUGAGAGAGCUCUACCACAGCGCUCUGGACACCCUUAACCUUCCCCCCAUCAGGCAACUAUAGCCCCGACAUAAUUCACCCACCCUUCACUGUUGGCUCUACCUCCCUGCCUUCCCUACGCACACACCAUAUCCAUGUGUAUUGUGUGUGUCUAGCUGACACCUUUUUUGGCAAUAUUAAAAAAAUUAUGACAUUUCACUUGCCCACUGUCCCGCUUCUGCAUUUCCCUGUCAGUGUAUUGUGACAUAUUCUAACUGUCUGGUUAUUUCAAUGAAUAGUGUAACUACAUUAUAUAAAGUGGACCCUGUUCUGUUUUUUUUUCUGGGUUGAAAGAUUUUCUUGGACAAUUUAAGCUGCUUGUAUGCUGUAAAAGAAAUAUUUUGACAUUUGGGUUGCUGCUUAUUUGCUUUCUUACUGACUGAUGAGAAAUUCUUCCUUGUCUCAAGCUGUGUGCUUUUGUACUAUCUCUUCACACACUUACAAAUACAGCUACAGAAGUGCUGCAUAAUUACCUGUCAGCAUUUCAGUUGUGUCAGUCUUCUGUACAUAGAAAAAGGGGCGAUGCCACUAACCAGCAGUCAUUCACAGUGAUGGCAUGCCAAUUGCUAGCUAGCCAGCAGCGGCAGCUUUUUUUUCUGAUGGACAUGGUUUGCUGUUUCUUGGAGUAUAUGCCUGUUACAGUGUCAUGUUUACUAUUAGAAAUUUUGGCAAUAUAUGUGCGGUCAGAAGAUUGCAAAAUAUAGCUGCUAGCAGUUCGUGUUCUUUAACAUAAAAUGCAUAACUUGCCGUUUUUGAUUUAAGUCUUAGCCAGUUAAAUUCACUUUACAAUACACACUACACUACACUAAACAAGUACUUAAGGUAUAUAGUAUACUACACUAUGAUAUACAUAAUAUGCUACGCAAGACAUAUUGCUUGGCACCCUUUGGUCGUAUAGAAAUUGGAAGCUACUAUAGCUAGUUAGCUUUCCUCAGCUAGUUAGUUAGCUAAUUAUCUUAACGCAACGAGUGAGAAAAGAGCGAGCCUGGCUCUAAAUCAAGAUAACAAAGUCCACCUAUGAAUUUUUAAAGUGUGCUAAUUGGAACAUUAUAACUUGUUUGUUUCAGUACAAAAACUUGGCAUUAAACUCAGUAUUUGGAAGGGGUUGGAUGGUUUCCUGGAAACCUCCAGUUGCCUGGAGACACGAUUAAGCUACUGGUGAUAUUAGUCUGUUGUUGUUGUUUUUUUGUUUGUUUGUUGUUUAUUUUAACUCUCAACGAGAAAGCAAGUAAGAACAUUUUCCCAUAAUGUCAGAAUGUUUCUUUUAAUUUUGGUUUUGUUACUACAUGAUGGAGAAAAUGUCUUUCCCUUAAGCACAGCAGGCGUCAGGAUCUAAAUUAGAUUGGCAGAGCUGGUAUACCCUUUUGAAUCUGCUAACUCAACUGAUCUGUAUUAAGACUUGCCUUAUUACUUAUUACCCAUCUACUCACUGUCACCAACAACAGUUAAAUCCUCUUUAGAACACAUGUAACUGUUUAGUCACUGCCUAAAUGAAGAAAAUCAACUUUUAUGAGUCUUCUCUAAAUGUUAAAUGCCCCCAUUCAUGGAAAUCUACCACCUUGUAUUUAUCAACAGUUAGAAAUAUUUAUUGUCAUAAAAAAUAGAGAGAAAUGUACAGAAUAUAUAUUCUUCAUCUGAGUCUUAAUCACUGUGUUCACAUGAUUAUUAUCCUGCUUGACAAAUCACAGAUGCUACUAUGAAACAGCUGUUUCGGACAGUUAUGGACAAACGUAAUGCAUCGUGUCACAAUCUUAGGACAUGCAUGAAAUGGCAUGAUAACCAUAUGUAUGACUUUUAUGCCAAAAAUGCUAUUUGUAAAUUUUGGGAGUGAAAUGAUAAGGAUCUAGCAUUGAUCGUUCAGUUUUUAUUGUUUGUGACCAACAAAUGUGCCAUAGCAUUUUUUUUAAUUCUAUGAUAGUACAGUCCAGUGUUAUUGAUCACAAAUAUCUGACAGAUUUACUUUUCACUGCAUGAAAUGUUGUUUGACCCUGUAAAUGUAUGAUUUAAAAAAGCAAACUUUUUCCGUUAGUUUAUUUUCUUUAGAAAAGGGAAUGAGACGUUUACAAUGUGUUGUUUUUAUUUUAGUGGCUGUCCUGUUAGCUGCUGCUGUAAUUACCACAGUAUUAAAGCAGAGGAUCUGCA
This is a messenger RNA of Pundamilia nyererei, 4022 nucleotides long. It is a transcript of the gene dalrd3, whose product is annotated as DALR anticodon binding domain containing 3. The record is from RefSeq and is a predicted model, not a curated record. The transcript is spliced from 13 exons. Lineage: Eukaryota; Metazoa; Chordata; Actinopteri; Cichliformes; Cichlidae. Gene Ontology annotation, molecular function: arginine-tRNA ligase activity; ATP binding; tRNA binding. The coding region runs from base 189 to 1904 and encodes 571 amino acids. Gene Ontology annotation, biological process: arginyl-tRNA aminoacylation; tRNA C3-cytosine methylation.